Messenger RNA from Toxoplasma gondii ME49, 1047 nucleotides. RefSeq lists its product as hypothetical. The coding region runs from base 239 to 550 and encodes 103 amino acids. The record is from RefSeq and is a predicted model, not a curated record. NCBI's taxonomy places the organism in Eukaryota, Apicomplexa, Conoidasida, Eucoccidiorida, Sarcocystidae. The transcript has a single exon.
AAAUGACAUAAGGCUAUAAUGAUGGGACACCCGGCGUAGGUAAAUGUGUGGAAGUCCCUCCAGAGAAGAUUUGCAACCUUCAGCCGCAGGUCACCUUCGUCCAUUGCUGACGAGCGACCUCCAGGAGCUCUCCAUUGGUAACUUAAUGUGCAUGCGGACCUUGACUUUCUCCACUCAACUACAUGCUUCUCUUCGAGGAAACGUUUUGACUUUCUAGAGGGUUUCUUGAGACGUUCUUAUGUUCUUGGAAACACCUGGAAGAAGCUGUCACUCGAUAGUAAGUGGCCGUCCGCCCGGUUGUGUCUCUCGGCAUUCCGGUCCGUGUUCUGGUUUGUUGCUGACGCAUAGCAGCCAGGGUGUUCGUUCGUGGGGUUGUUUGCCUUCACUCACUCCUUCGACUUCCCAUCUCUACUGCCAAACGCGUUUCGCCUUUGUCUUUUUCCGCAUGGCGAAUCAACUUCGCUGGGCGUCUCCUUUGUGCCUAGUCCAUCGUUGUAUCUGUUGCAUCCCCUGCAUGCAUCCAUCCAUCGACUUCCCAUUUACUGCUUAAACCAGGAAGUUCUCGCCGGUUAUGUCCUCCCACCAUUUUCUCUCCCAUUUUACGUAGUCUUUUCCGUUUCUCUACCUCUCCUUUGCAUCGUCUGUCUCCUCUUCAGCCUUGAAUGCACAGUUGCCCUUCUCCUUGGCUCCGCAGUGGCCUUCCGUCUCCAGGUUCCUCUUUUCGUCGCCGCUUCUUCACACCAGUACCGUUUCGCUCCCGCUGACCAGGUCUCACGUCUCUUUUUUGCGCGUUUUUCGUCGUUCUGUGACCAUUAAUUUCACCCGUCGUCGACUCCCAGCAUGUCGUACCUCUUAGCAUCACUCACGAAGGGCGCUAAGUGGGCCGGCCUCGCUCUCCUGGGUUAGUCCCUGCAAAAUAUCUCACCCUGUCGUUUCGACAGAGCGCCAACCAUAAGAUCAAUUUGCACCGAAUAGCCCGGACACGCAGCGGCUCGCGCGGAAGAACUUUUUUUCACGCGCGUUCACAUGCGUCCCCGUGCGACCCAG